Lutra lutra (Eurasian river otter) is the source of this 3702-nucleotide messenger RNA. It is a transcript of the gene DAB2, whose product is annotated as DAB adaptor protein 2. The record is from RefSeq and is a predicted model, not a curated record. Bases 446 to 2755 code for a protein of 769 amino acids. Gene Ontology annotation, cellular component: plasma membrane. The transcript has 16 exons. Lineage: Eukaryota; Metazoa; Chordata; Mammalia; Carnivora; Mustelidae. Gene Ontology annotation, biological process: receptor-mediated endocytosis; negative regulation of canonical Wnt signaling pathway; positive regulation of endocytosis.
AAGACUCGGCAGACACGUUGAGGGGGAGUUACCAAGCCCAGGCAGCAAAAACAUCCCGGCGCAUUCCUGGGGAGUCCUCGGCUGCCAGCAUCUGAUUAGAACCAUAUCUCGCCGGGAGUGGCCGCGCGGCUCCGAGGCUCCCGGGCCGGCGGCUAUUUAAGCGCGGCCCGCCGUGUCGGCCGCGCGGCAGCCUGGAGGCUCGGCCCCGGAAAGUCAUGCUCGCUUCGCGGACGCGCUAGCCAGCCAACCUUCUCAGAAACUGAAAAAAGAUGUUGCAAACUCCAGAAUCCCUUCUAGUCAUCUGAUUCUUGUACCAUGGAAAGGGGAAGUUCCCGCAUUCUUUCAGGGAGGUGUCUGUAGUGGGUUAUGUUCAUUUGAGACUUCGGGAUUGCCUGGUGUCACUCCGUGUCUGCUGGUGCUGGAGUUCGCUGUCUGCCUUCUCGCCAUGUCUAACGAAGUAGAUACGAGCACAACUAACAGUCAGCCUGACCAACAGGCUGCACCAAAAGCACCAUCAAAGAAGGAAAAAAAGAAAGGCUCUGAAAAAACAGAUGAGUAUCUUUUGGCCAGAUUCAAAGGUGAUGGUGUAAAAUACAAAGCCAAACUAAUUGGCAUUGAUGAUGUGCCCGAUGCAAGAGGGGAUAAAAUGAGCCAAGAUUCUAUGAUGAAACUAAAGGGAAUGGCAGCAGCUGGCCGGUCUCAGGGACAACACAAACAAAGGAUCUGGGUCAACAUUUCCCUUUCUGGGAUAAAAAUAAUUGAUGAGAAAACUGGGGUUAUAGAGCAUGAACAUCCAGUAAAUAAGAUUUCUUUCAUUGCCCGUGAUGUGACAGACAACCGGGCAUUUGGCUAUGUGUGUGGAGGAGAAGGCCAGCAUCAGUUUUUUGCCAUAAAAACAGGACAGCAGGCUGAGCCAUUAGUCAUUGAUCUUAAAGACCUCUUUCAAGUUAUCUAUAAUGUAAAGAAAAAGGAAGAAGAAAAGAAAAAGAUGGAAGAAGCCAACAAAGCAGUAGAGAAUGGGAAUGAGACCCUAUUGACCCUUGAUGAUCAAGCUAACAAACUGAAAUUGGGUGUUGACCAGAUGGAUUUGUUUGGGGACAUGUCUACACCUCCUGACCUAAAUAGUCCAACAGAAAGCAAAGAUAUCCUGUUAGUGGAUCUAAACUCUGAAAUCGACACCAAUCAGAAUUCUUUAAGAGAAAAUCCAUUCUUAACAAAUGGCAUUACCUCCUGCUCUCUUCCUCGACCAAAGCCUCAGGCAUCUUUCCUGCCUGAAAAUGCCUUUUCUGCCAAUCUCAACUUCUUUCCCACCCCUAAUCCUGAUCCUUUCCGUGACGAUCCUUUUGCACAGCCAGACCAAUCGGCACCCUCUUCGUUUGAUUCUCUCAAAUCUUCAGAUCAGAAGAAAGAGAAUUUGAGUAACUUGUCUACUCCCCUGAGUAACGGGCCCCUGAAUGGGGAUGUUGAUUACUUUGGUCAACAGUUUGACCAAAUCUCUAACCGGACUGGCAAACAGGAAGCUCAGGCAGGCCCAUGGCCCUUUUCAAGUACGCAAACACAGCCAACAGUGAGAACUCAAAAUGGGGUAUCUGAAAGAGAACAGAACGGCUUCCAUAUCAAAUCCUCCCCGAACCCUUUUGUGGGAAGCCCUCCCAAAGGACUGUCUGUACUGAAUGGCGUAAAGCAGGACUUGGAAAGCUCUGUCCAGUCCUCACCACAUGACUCCAUAGCCAUUAUCCCACCUCCACAAAGUACCAAACCAGGAAGAGGCAGAAGGACUGCUAAGUCUCCAGCAAAAGACUUGCUUGCGUCAGACAUCUUUACCCCUCCUGUCUCAGAAGCUCCAGGCCAGACCUCACCUACAGGACAGUCCGCAACCCUACAGACCAACCCUCUGGAUCUCUUCAAAACAAACACUUCUGCCCCGGCGGGACCCCUUGCAGGUCUAGGUGGUAUACCAGUUAGCCCCCCUCAGGCAGGACCAUGGAACCCAACAUCUUUAGUCUUCAAUCAGUCCACUUCAGUGGUCCCGGGAGCCAUGCUGAGUGGUCAGCCUUCAGGAUUCAGUCAGCCAGUAGUUUUUACGACAAGCCCAGCUAUUCCAGGUUGGAACCAGCCUUCAUCCUUUGCAGCCUCAGCUUCACCCCCAGCCCCUGUUGUUUGGGGCCCAUCAGCAUCUGUGGUACCCAAUACUUGGUCCUCAACAAGCUCUUUGGGGAACCCUUUCCAGAGCAAUAUUUUUCCAGCUUCUGCUGUGUCUACCCAGUCCCCUUCUAUGCUCUCCUCUCUUCUGGCUGCUCCUCCUCAACCACCUCCCAGAACUGGCCCUCCAAAGGACAUCUCCAGUGAUGCCUUCACUGCCUUGGACCCACUUGGGGAUAAAGAAGUCAAAGAAGUGAAAGAAAUGUUUAAGGACUUCCAACUGCGGCAGCCACCUGCUGUGCCUGCAAGGAAGGGAGAGCAGACUUCCUCUGGGACUUCGAGUGCCUUCUCCAAUUAUUUCAACAGCAAAGUUGGCAUUCCUCAGGAGAAUGCGGACCAUGAUGACUUUGAUGCUAAUCAGCUGUUGAAAAAGAUCAAUGAACCACCAAAGCCAGCUCCCAGACAAGGUUCCCUGCCAAUUACCAAAUCUGCUGACAACGCAUUUGAGAACCCUUUCUCUAAAGGUUCUUUCGGUUCAUCACAAGCCUCUAUGGCUUCUCAACCCACAUCUUCUGAUGUAUAUAGGGAUCCUUUUGGAAAUCCUUUUGCCUAACUUCUGAACUUGUAUGAUGACUAUCCAGAGGAACAAAAAGGUUGGCCUUAGUAGUCAAGGACAAAGCUAAUAGCCGGACAACCUCUGCUCUCGUUCCAGCUUUGACAUAUUAUCUGUUGCCUUGUUGCUUGCUGCCUCUUCCACUUGUAAAAUGCCUUUCACUUUUCUGUUUAGAUUAAAGCUAAACUGAAUCCAUGGCUUUAAAUAAAUUAAGAAUCUAAAUUCUCUCGCUUAAAUGUAAAUGAAAUAGUUACCCUACUUGAACCAUUGCCUAGUGUGUUCCUAGAACCUUCUAGAACACUGUACUGUGUACCCUCUGGUUGGGAGAUUCAGCUACCACAACUCCUCAGAUGACACUGUUUUGAAUAAAUUUUAAAAUCCUUACUGUUCAAAGUUGUUUGGGGGUUCUGUUUCACAGCAUAAAUCCUAAAGGUUAUAGUAUAACAAAAUGCCUUCUUAAAUCUUGCUUCAUAUCAACAUUUAUAAAGAAUUUUUAAAGUAAAAUUGAAGCAAGUCCAACUUCUCCUUAAACACUUGGGAAUCUGACACACUUAAGGACCUUUUUAAAAAUAUAAAUUCUCUUUCUGAAGAUUAUUUUCUUUCAAGGACAAGAUUGUUCUUUUUUUUCCCCCCAGUCUCUUGCUUGAUAGUGCAAAUGAGGGAAAAAUAUUAUUUGUCUCUCCUCUCCUCUUCCCUCUGAUUCUUUUUUCAGUCAGUUUUACUCCCAGGUUCAUAUAACAUUACUUCCCUUCCACAAGCAACAGUUUUAUGGGGGAAAAAAAAAAUCUAAGGAUUCAUGGAUCUGAAAUGUCUCUGCCUUCUCAGUAAUCACUAAAUCCCAUAACUAGAAUUGCAGAUGGAUACAACCUUUAUCCUUUCUAUGGAAUAGGAGGCCAUCCUCUUGAUCUGAAGUUCCAGAAGAGCAGUUCAGGUUGAAGAAAAUGAAA